This is a messenger RNA of Trypanosoma cruzi, 297 nucleotides long. RefSeq lists its product as uncharacterized. The record is from RefSeq and is a predicted model, not a curated record. The coding region runs from base 1 to 297 and encodes 98 amino acids. Gene Ontology annotation, cellular component: cytoplasmic dynein complex; cytoplasm. Gene Ontology annotation, biological process: microtubule-based movement. The transcript has a single exon. NCBI's taxonomy places the organism in Eukaryota, Euglenozoa, Kinetoplastea, Trypanosomatida, Trypanosomatidae. Gene Ontology annotation, molecular function: dynein intermediate chain binding.
AUGACGGCUGAGCGCGUGGAGAGUGUUCUUGAGCUUCUUACUUACACCAAAGGCGUAACUGGUGUUGUUGUGUGCAACCGCGACGGGCAACCCAUACGCGACAGUUUUCAGGACUUAGACCGCACGAGGGCGAUGGAAUACGCCGAUAUGGCCGCAGAACUGGCACGCGAGGCGGCUCCAUUGCUUUAUGCGGACGAUACUCUAGACUCCCUGCGAGUACGCUCUCGCACAAGCGAGGUAAUUAUCAAGUGCCACGACGAGUUUCUGCUGGUUGUUAUUCAGGAGUUCUCCGAGUGA